Molecule: messenger RNA, 1227 nt
Organism: Corticium candelabrum
Lineage: Eukaryota; Metazoa; Porifera; Homoscleromorpha; Homosclerophorida; Plakinidae
Exons: 2
Coding region: 68-1084 (338 amino acids)
Biological process (GO): protein homooligomerization
Molecular function (GO): protein binding
Source: RefSeq, a predicted model, not a curated record
AUUGCAUGCUGCUCGUACGACAGUCUCUCUCUCUCUGUGUCUCCAAUCCUCGAAUAUUGUGCAGCAGAUGACGACUUUAGAAAGGGGCCCUUCUGAGGUUGACUGCACAUGGGAAGCAAAUUUAGUUGAAGAGCUGGACACGUUGACACAAACAAGUAAAACAAAGUUUCAGGAGUUUGCAGACGAGAUCAACCAAAGAGCAAAGGCACUAGUGGCUGCAGAAGCAAAUAAGCUACAUGAUGAAAAGGAACGUCAACUUAGAGAGAUAGAGGAAAAGAAACAGAAGGUAGGGGCUGACUUGCAAAUAGAACGACAACAAUGGGAAGAUGAAAAGAAAUCUAUGGAGCACAUUCAAAAAUUCCAGUCUAGUUUAGUCAAAUUGAAUGUGGGAGGCCACAAGUUCACGACAUCUCUCACAACACUGAGGAGUCAACCAGACUCUAUGCUAGCAGCUAUGUUCAGUGGACGUCAUCAACUCUCGACUGAUGAAGAUGGAGCUUACUUUAUUGAUAGAGAUGGUACACAUUACAGGCAUAUUCUCAAUUACUUGAGAGAUGAUACCAAUCUUGAGGAGACUCUUCCACAAAAAAAGAGAGAGCAAAUUGAGCUUCUUAAAGAGGCUCAGUACUGCCAACUGAAUAAACUUGAAACCAAAAUUAAGAUAAUGAUGUUGCCACGUGUUACUCAAGAGCAGUUGAAUACCUGUUUUUCAAACAGCAAGGCUUUCUUCACAUCUGACAGUGGAAUCCAAAGACAAACAGCAAGACAAGUCUAUCAGUCAAUGUCACAUGACGAGCAUAAUUUGUCUGAUUUGAACUUUUCAAACUCGUUCUUUAGUUGUACUGGAAUUUCCUUCAAAAAAUCAUGUUUGCAACAAGCUAACUUCUCUGAGUGUUUAUUUCAGUCUCGUUACACAGUUGACUUUUUGGAUGCUGAUCUAUCAGGAGCUGACUUUCGACGUUGCGGAGGUCUCACCACAGGAGGAGUCAAUUUCAAAGGAGCCAUACUGGAUAAUGCAAAGUUUGAUGAUGGUGUGGAACAAAAACUGCUUGCAAAACUAAAACUACAAUCUAAAGACAAAUGAUGCAUUUGUAUGUUCCUUAGCAGCUUCUUGAUCAACUUAAUGUGACAACUCUUAUUGUAUAUUCUGUUGUUAUUGACUGGUGUAGCCAAGUAAAAAUGUUGUUGCUACAAGUGCACUUUUAUCUAAACCAUUGCUGUCUCAGG